AUGUCGGAAUCGUCAAACCCCAGAGGCCAGAAGGCCGCGAGGCUGCAUGAAGACAGCUUCAUUGCUUUUGAUCAUGCCGCCGCUGGACAUGACGGCGUUCUUUGCCAUGCCGACGGCUCCCUUAUCGCCAAACCCUGCACCCAACACGAGAUUACAUUCUACGAAUCUUGCGCCAGCCACCUUGAAUUUCUCCGCUAUAUCCCAACGUUCAUGGGCACACUGACCGCUGCACCUCAAGAGUCUCUCAAUUUGCCUGUACAGCAGAUUGGCGAGACAUCCAUUGCUCUUACGUCCACGGAAGCAUCUGGCACUGACACUCCUCUGACUCCCGAAUUGUCUCAACACCCCAAAGCUAUUUCCAUAACCAAAUCAACGUCACAGCCGGAACCGGAGUGGGUGCCCUCUGGUGGCCGCAAGCUGGACACUGGUCUCUCUAUUGUACUAGAAAACAUCGCCAGUGGCUUCAAAAGACCCUGUGUACUGGACGUGAAACUCGGUGCCAGGCUGUGGGCUGACGAUGCGACCCCAAGCAAAAGAGCAAAGUUAGACGAGGUGUCGAAGCAAACCACUAGUUCAAGCUUGGGAUUCCGUAUUGCUGGGAUGAAAGUCUGGAUUGGGGGAGAAAAUGACUAUCCGAGUGAAGAAGAAGACACGCUCGUCCCGGUACACAACCAUAUUCCGUCCAGUAUUGACGAUGAAGUUAAAGAAAAAGUGAAUAUCGCCGAGUCUGCUGGGUAUAGACGCUACGACAAGUACUAUGGCCGAGCGUUCAACAAACAGAACGUGAAGCAAGGAAUUAAAGCUUUCCUUGGCAGUGCCAAAACCGAAGGCACAGAUUACUCCAAAAUAAUUGCUAAAAGAUUGGCGUUGGAAAUCCGAGGCAUGCAGUCCAUGCUUGAAAAUGAAGAGAGCCGGAUGUACUCUGCUAGUGUCCUCCUUGUCUACGAGGGAAGCGCCAAAUCCCUCGAACAAGCCCUGGUUGAAGAGGACAAGAAGAAGGCCGAAGGCUCUUCGGAGAUCGGCACUGAAGCUGGAGAGGAAGGUGAUGGAAUCAUGGACUUAGCUUCAAUGGCAGAUCUAGAUCCUCAAGCUGCACAGAAAUUAGCGGCUCAGAGCACGAUCAACAUAGAGAUUGGACCCGAGGAUAUUGCCAGCUUUGGAGAACUCGACGAGGAUGAAGAAGAACCUAAGAAGGUACACGAUGCCCGUCUAAUAGAUUUUGCGCACGCGCAAUGGACUCCUGGGCAAGGCCCCGAUGAGAAUGCUCUUCAAGGUCUCCGUAGCCUAGCUCAGAUACUGGAGGAGCUGGCGGAGGGUUAA
This is a messenger RNA of Coccidioides immitis RS, 1320 nucleotides long. RefSeq names its product arginine metabolism regulation protein III. Lineage: Eukaryota; Fungi; Ascomycota; Eurotiomycetes; Onygenales; Onygenaceae. Gene Ontology annotation, biological process: inositol phosphate biosynthetic process; phosphatidylinositol phosphate biosynthetic process. The coding region runs from base 1 to 1320 and encodes 439 amino acids. The record is from RefSeq and is a predicted model, not a curated record. Gene Ontology annotation, molecular function: inositol hexakisphosphate kinase activity; inositol-1,4,5,6-tetrakisphosphate 3-kinase activity. The transcript has 2 exons. Gene Ontology annotation, cellular component: nucleus; cytoplasm.